AUGUCCAUGUCCGACUCUCAUGAGAGCCCCAACCUCGAGGAUCUUACUCCUGAGGAGGCCAACCGCAUUAUCCAUUCCCACCGCAAAGUUCGAUAUGGUACCGCCUGCUGGCCCUGCAGACAGAGAAAAGUAAAGUGUGACAACAAAAGUCCAUGUGAAAACUGCGUCAAGCGGGAACACCCACAGCUCUGUUCCUACAAACCCAACAAGUCAGCAUCCGGCAAACCGUCAUCUGUUUCCACCGAUCUCUCUCACUCCAAGAAGAGGCCGCACUCGCCAGAUGCUCAAGAAGGCCGGAGCUUGAGCCAUGAGGCCCGCGAAUCAAUAAGAACAUACGGUGUGUCACACAGCUCCCCAAUUCCAUACACAUGUCCCCAAGGUUGGUGGUCACAUCUAACCAUUCUGUUAGAGCCCGAAGCCGUGGAGAUCACGCGUUAUGUUGGCCAGAAUAGCAUCCCAGCGCUUCUAAGGGAACAAACCGCAGCCGAUGAACCACAGGACGUGAGCUUUAUACGCCAAGACAUGCGUUCCCUACUGGGGCUCGAUAACUCGGCCCCCUUUCCGCUCAUGUCCUCCCGCCACUUGGACAGACUAACGUCCGAUAUAUCUCAUGAACUGCCUUCCGACCGGGAGGUCAUGAAACUUUUCCGAACCUACAAGGAAAUUCCGCAACCCUUCUGGGGCUUCGUUAUCGACAUUGAUGACCUCGAGUCUCGGUUGAUGAUCUAUCUCGAAGACAGAGCAAAGAACGCCAGAGCCGCUACAAAGACAACAAAACCAGUCUCUGCAUCAUGGCUCGCCAUUCUCUUCGCCGUCCUUGCGGUUGGCUCACAGUACCACGAGACCCCAUACCAUAUCCGAACGAGAGAUGCGCAAAAGUAUAUCCAAAUCUCUUUUCACUUUCUCAGGCUGGGUAACUUUCUGUUAAGGCCGAACCUGGACUCAAUACAAGCUAUGUUGAUGACGAGCUUUGUAUUACUCAAUGACAUGAAAGCGGAAGCUUCCUGGGCUUUGCUAGGACUUACAUGUCGAUUGGCACAGUCGCUUGGCCUUCACCGUCCACAGGUUCUUGACGGCCGUCAGUCGCCCGAAGUUGUGAAGAGGGAAAUGUCUAGGAGGAGACUUUGGUGGACUUGCCUCUGGCACGAUACGCUCACUUCGUUAUCGUUUGACCGAUCACCAAUGACCAACAUCGCUUGUUGUCCUAUCCCCCUUUCACCGACUGCCGAGACAGACGGGUGGUCUUAUCUCGAAGCAAUGUACCAUCUAAAUCAAAUCAUAUCGCAACGCCUAAACCCUGAUGCAACUGCCACCGCUUCCUACAACCAAAUCCUGACCAACUGCGCGGACGUGGAAAGCAUACGAGAUAAACUCUUUGUACAACUCCGGACCAAAGACGCCUGCAAAUCCGCCAUGGACCGCCUGCAGCACUACGCCAUCAGACUACACACCUCCUUCAUCGUCUCCGUCUGCUGCCGGCCCGCCCUCCAGCGCGAAAACAACCAGCUCGAAAAGUCCCAGAAGAAGUACCUGGCCGACAAAUGCAAGGAGAACCUGACGGAAACAGUCCGCAUGUUUCUCGCCAUGCACCAGCUCUCGGUGAUCCCCACGCGCUCCUGGGCUUUUACGUAUCACGGCCUGUCAUCGGCCGUUCUGCUGGGGAUCCUCGGCGAGACCAAAGCUGACCCGGAAGUGCGCCAGCUCCAAGGCGAUUUGAUUUCGGCCCUGUCCGCCACAGCGGCUAAAGAACAAACGUCGCCGCAGCCGCACAUCCCGAGGUCGGAUCACGACAUUGAGCUCUCGGGCCCGCUGUCGCGCGCGUUGACGGCGCUCAAGAAUAUCUACGACCAUGGAUCGGUCGUGGGUCCGGCGGGGAUUAAGCGCGAGGCAAGCAUUUCCGGCCCGGCGUCGGGAUUGAGGACGCCGUUGCAGAUCAGCCAGCUUGCGGGGCUCCCCCCUAAUGGCUAUCCGUUAUAUGGUCUUGGGCAAGAACAGCAGGGAAGAGGAGGAGGAGGAGGAGGAGGAGCAGGAGGAGGGGGGGUUCAGCAGCAGCUGGGAGCGACGGGACCGUUGGAUCCGCAUCAGAGUGCGGCGUUGGCGAUGGCGGAGAUGCAGCAGCAGAAUGGGGGGCAGCCUCAGUUGGGGGCCGGGGCGGAGUAUCAGGGAGGGGUACCUUACAACAUGCCACCACUCCAACAACCGGGUGCCGCUGCCGGCGCCGGUUCGGGCCCGGGUGGAGGUGUGAUGCCGCAGGAUAUGUCGCAGUUUGAUCCGGCUACUUAUAUGUCGCCGAUGGAUCUUUACGACUCCAUCUUUUGGGAAUCCCCCGACCCCUUCAACACCGGCGUAGACACGAUGAAUUUCGACUUUCUAGCCCACCCACCACCUGGUCAGCCACCUCAGCAGCAGUUUUACUUUUGA
Messenger RNA from Neurospora hispaniola, 2421 nucleotides. RefSeq names its product fungal-specific transcription factor domain-containing protein. The record is from RefSeq and is a predicted model, not a curated record. The transcript is spliced from 7 exons. Lineage: Eukaryota; Fungi; Ascomycota; Sordariomycetes; Sordariales; Sordariaceae. The coding region runs from base 1 to 2421 and encodes 806 amino acids. Gene Ontology annotation, molecular function: DNA-binding transcription factor activity, RNA polymerase II-specific; carboxy-lyase activity; zinc ion binding. Gene Ontology annotation, biological process: DNA-templated transcription; regulation of DNA-templated transcription.